Messenger RNA from Camelina sativa (false flax), 1341 nucleotides. RefSeq lists its product as uncharacterized. The record is from RefSeq and is a predicted model, not a curated record. Gene Ontology annotation, biological process: DNA transposition. Gene Ontology annotation, molecular function: zinc ion binding; transposase activity; DNA binding. Lineage: Eukaryota; Viridiplantae; Streptophyta; Magnoliopsida; Brassicales; Brassicaceae.
AUGUGCCGGUCCGAAUCUAGUACAUGUUCGGUUACAGAUCAUUCUACGAGAUCCCGACAAGCAACUCAUGAGAUACUUGGUGUGUUAUACAAGGAUUUUGUUGGAGGAGUUGGACCAACCGUAUUACCAAUGCAUGUUGCUGAGGCUUUGAGGAAACAAUUUCAAAUUAAGAUUGAAUAUUGGAAGGCCUAUAGGACAUUAAGACAUGCUAGAAUUCUGGUCAGAGGCACUCCUGAAAGUGGAUAUGAACUACUUCCUGCAUACUUAUACAUGAUUAAGAGAGCAAAUCUUGGAACAUAUACACGACUUGAAGUUGAUGACGCUCAAAGAUUCAAGUAUUUGUUUAUAGCAUUUAGUGCAAGCAUCAACGGAUUUCUGUACAUGCGGAAAGUCAUGGUUGUUGAUGGCAUUUUUGCAAGGGAAAUACAAAGAGACACUUCUUACUGCCACAACUCAAGAUGUUGUGUGAUUCCUGAUGACGAAAGCCUUGUAAUUAUUUCUGAUAGACACCAAUCAAUCGUAAAAGCUAUUUCGACGGUAUAUCCGAAGGCUAGUCGUGGGAUAUGCACAUAUCAUUUGUAUAUGAAUAUAUUGGUCCGUUUUAGAGGCCGAGAGGCGUUUGCUCUAGUGAGGAAGGCAUCCAAUGCUUAUAGACUUGUUGAUUUUCAAGCCACAUUCGAUCAGAUCCAACAGUUACAUCCUAAACUUCAUAGUUAUCUCCAAAGAGCUGAUGUACGCUUGUGGACACAUGUGCAUUUUCCUGGAGAUAGAUAUAAUCUUCUUACAAGCAAUAUUGCUGAGUCGAUGAAUAAUGUUCUAUCUAAAGCUAGGAGUUUGCCUAUCGUACAACUGUUGGAAGUUGUGAGAGCCAUGAUGACAAGAUGGUUUUCAGAACGAAGGACUGAUGCCAUGAAGUUGCCAACUUCGCUUACCCGUGGAGUAGAAAAAUUGCUUGAGAGUCGUGUAGAAUAUGCGAGGAUGCUAACUGUUCAAGAUAUUGAAGCUGAUCAAGUGCAAGUGACAAAGGGAUCAUCAGUACAUGUUGUAAACUUGAGACACCUCAAGUGUUCAUGUCGUCGGUUUGACUUGGAGAAGCUGCCUUGUGCACACGCAAUAGCAGUGGCUGAAAGUAGGAACAUCUCCCGUAUUUCAAUUUCUCAUGCCUAUUUUCACAAGCUAUACUUGUUCAAUUCCUAUUCAACCGCCAUAAUGCCAAGGGAUUUUGCAUUACCAAUACCAGAAAGUGUUGCAACAGAAGUAUGUGCGCUACCUAUUCCGAAGCAACAACCAUGUAGGCCUAAGAAGUCAAGAUUUAAAUCAGUACUUGAAAAGAUGGCAUAA